CUGCACGCGAAUUUUGUAUUCGUGCUCAAGUCGCUCCAUGCGAUACGUUUUUUCGCUUUAAUUUAGAAUACAUUUUCAUGGAUAUUGCUUGGGGAUUAAAAAAAAAUACUGUAAUGGGGACUGCAACUCAACAGUACUGCCUGCGCUGGAACAAUCACAGAUCAAACUUACUGACAGUGUUCGACGAGCUGUUGCAAAACGAGGCUUUCACCGAUGUCACGUUAGCAGUGGAUGGCGGUGCAUCGGUCAAAUGUCACAGAAUGGUUCUGGCGGCGUGCUCCUCGUACUUCCAAACUCUCUUCAUUGAUCUACCGUGUAAACAUCCUGUAGUCGUGCUAAAAGAUGUUAAAUAUAUCGAGAUAAAAGCAAUUCUGGAGUACAUGUAUCGUGGUGAAGUAAACGUUGCUCAGGAACAGCUUGGCGGCUUGCUGAAGGUUGCCGAAGCACUCAAGGUUAAAGGACUGGUAGAAGAAAAUGGCUCACAGGGUAGAAGGGAGGAAGGUGAAACCACAGCCCCGUCGCCUCCUGCAAUAACGACUAGCACUACAAGCAGCGCGGCUCACAGUAGUGGCCAGAUCUCGCCACCUCACUCUACCGGCACCCCUUACAGUCAGUACGGCAAAUCGCCCGUAGAUAGAGGACAGGGAAGGCUGUCUAUGCCGAUGUGGGCAUUGUCAGGGCUGCCGCUGGCCCAACAUCCGUCAUCCGGCCAUCCGCCACCCCCCCAUGCCCAGCAUUCGUCCAUGUUGGGUGGCUCGUACGACAACGGGUCAGACUCGUCACCUUUAAAACGAAAAAAAAUGUCAAAUAUGCUUAUUAACCGUGACACACCGAUCCUGAGAACCGUACUUGGACAAGGGCAUGCGGACAGCUCCCAAGGGGGUGUACCCCUCUUACAUCCAGACAGUCACGAAAGCCACUCUCGCACCCAUAGCAACGGCUCGGCCAACGACAUGGACAGGCGCAACAGUAACGAUCUUUCACAGAGCGAGGCUGUUCACAGUCCUUACACAGACAUAUCGCUAAUGGAUGAAGAUGAAAAACCUUCGCCACAAUCCUUUGCAGGAGAAACAAACCGAGGAAUAGUCAAUUACGUUCCGACACAAAAACCUGAAUGGAAACGUUACAAACAAUACACAAGGAACGACAUAAUGUCAGCGAUAGAAGCGGUCAGAUCGGGAAUGAGUGCCCUGCAAGCGGCUCGAAAAUAUGGUGUACCAUCGCGCACCCUGUACGACAAAGUCAAAAAAUUGGGAAUAACCACAUCAAGACCUUUCAAACGUGGUUCUAAUGGAAGCGGGGCUUGUUUUCCAUAUGGUAUAGGUGGUAAUGCAAAUGGAACCAUUUACAGCGGUGGAUUGUCAGAAAGUGAAAAUGAAAACAGUAGCGCAGGAAUAGGGAAUAAUCCUGGGUCGAUGCUCGAUCCAAGUUUCAUAGAGGGUCGAGACACCGUUGAACGAGAAACUAUGAUAGAAAUGACACUUCGCAGUCCGAGCCCAGCCGUUCACUCAAUGUCUCAACAGCACCAACAACAGCAGCAGCAGCAGCAACAGCCGACUACAGAAGAUCAAGUAGAAGAUUUGUCGGUGAACCGAAAGCCAGAGAUUCGAGUAAUAGUACCACCGUUAAUAGUCAAGGAGGAAGAACAGGAUACUCCAAAUAACUCUGAUCGUAACUAAUUACUAACGUUGUCGUUGUUGUCAAUUUUUGUUUCAUUUAGUUACAAAGAUAAAUUCAGGGAUUAAUCGUUAGCUGCAUACCAAUAGUCAUGCGACGCAUGUAACUAAUGCUAUAAGCAUUCGUAUUCACCGAUCCGUACUAUAUAAUGUGAACGUUACGAAGAGAAAAAAAAAGAGAAUCAAUGAAACGUGGUGAUUAUUCCUGGUAGUAGCUUCAAUAAGACUGACUAUG
Molecule: messenger RNA, 1911 nt
Organism: Neodiprion fabricii
Lineage: Eukaryota; Metazoa; Arthropoda; Insecta; Hymenoptera; Diprionidae
Product: protein tramtrack, beta isoform
Exons: 3
Coding region: 78-1679 (533 amino acids)
Biological process (GO): regulation of transcription by RNA polymerase II
Cellular component (GO): nucleus
Molecular function (GO): protein binding; DNA binding
Source: RefSeq, a predicted model, not a curated record